AGUGUCUGCAUUUGAAUGCGCGUGAUUCGUCAUAAAACAUCGAAACCUGACAGGCGGAUUAUUGAACGUAUUAUGGGGAGUUUAGGCGGCACUGUUGCCAGAAGCAUUGAGAGUCGUGGCAUCGUGAGUUGUCCAAGUAUCAGCAGUCUUAUCAGCAGUGGCGGCACAAGCUCGACAGGACCAAAUUUGGCAGCCCUCUCGAGUUUGGCAGCCUUGUCUUCAGCGAUGGAAACAACGCCCAACUCUUCCACAUCAAUAGCAGCAGCUAGCAGAAGAUUGUACGUCAAAGAGUUGCUUAGAACGUUUCAAGGUUUACCUAGUGUGGAGUAUGAACAUAAUCCUUUUAAAAGUAGUGGAAGCAGUAUGAUGGGUUUACACAGCAAUUUUGGGAGUAACUCCGCUCCUCCACCCCUGGAUUUGUCGGAAUUCCCGUCUCUCUCAUCCAAAAACACUGGUAGUUCUCAACCCAAUCCCAUGGCUGGUAGACAACCUUACGUUGGUAUGGUCAAGCAACCCACUCCUGAAACGUCGGAGUUUACCAUGAGUAGUGAAGAUUUUCCAGCGUUACCUGGAUCACAAGCAAACCCAACGGGUAAAAUUUUCUCACAUUUCCCAGAUGAUGGUCUCUCGGGGAAUGAAAAGAAGUCCAGUUCCAGUGCCAGCACAGAUACCUUAUCGGAUGCGGCGAUUGUCAUAAGACCUGUGGAAAAGAGUCAGGCAAAAAGAGGGAUACAAACCUCGCAUGAUGGAAAAGUGACCAAUAUCCCCGGGGGCAUGGUAACCGAUCAGUUUGGUAUGGUGGGUCUCUUAACGUUCAUCAGAGCGGCGGAAACAGACCACAAUCUUGUUUAUCUAGCUUUAGGGUCUGAUCUCACAACACUGGGACUUAAUCUUAAUUCUCCGGAAAAUCUCUACCCCAAUUUUGGUGGUCCGUGGGCGGAAACUCCCUGCCGACCCCAAGAUAUUGACUACCAUGUACCCCAAGAAUAUUUAACAAACCAACAAAUCAGAGGAAAAUUGGCACCGGUGAAAUUCGAUAGAUAUGGAGAAGACCUCUUGUUUUAUAUGUUUUACUCUAAUGCUGGUGAUAUGUUACAAAUACUAGCUGCAAUGGAAUUGUACAACAGAGACUGGAGAUAUCAUAAAGAGGAGAGAGUUUGGAUUACGAGAGCACCAGGCAUGGCACCAACGGAAAAAGGGCCUAGCUAUGAGAGAGGCACGUACUUCUAUUUUGAUGCCCAGAAUUGGCGAAAAGUCCCCAAAGAAUUUCACCUUGAGUAUGACAAGCUCGAAGACCGGCCUCACCUACCCAUUCCAGGAUAUCCUCAGAAUUACCCACCCUCUUCUGCACUGUGACUACUCUCACCACUGCCAUGCCCAGUACAUUGUAGAUGGGCUUAGGUUACCAGGUUACCUAUGCCUAGAUUUUUGUGGUUGAAUCAAAGCAAGAUUUACCAAAACUGAUAUUUUAUUACAAAAAAUAAAAAGAAACCGAGAAUGAACCUGUCCAUUUAAAAUCUUCCAGUUGCAAUGCGUGUUAAUCUGUACAGUAAAAAUAGUGCAUUAAUUUUUUAUCCGUGGCUUUUUCAUAAGAGGGGCAGAGCCACAAGGAGAAAGCCCUGAAUAGUCGUUCGCAUCAAGCGGAUGUGUGCAACCAUGGGAUUUGACCCCUCGUGACAUCAUGACACCUUUUUGAUAAAGAGAAAAAAAAAAAAGAUUUGAUAAAUUAUGCUUUUGGAAAAACCUUUAUUUUUCUAUUAGAAUUCUUUUGAAGUUAGAUAUAUUUUAGCUUGAUGCUAAGGUAGAUCUAGAUCCUAAGGUUGAACUACUGCCUUUUAUUAUUAUGUUAUUUUGCUUUAUUUUAAAAGCAUGAGGCGAGCAUUCAUCACAAAUGGAAAGCUCAUCCUUGAAUAUGGUGACUUUUGUCACACAAACAGUAAUAGUACGGGUGGUCAAGCCCACUUUGCUGUGUGGAAGAGGUCUUGGGCUCUUAAAAAACAAAUGUACAGUCACUGUGUCUUGUUGCCACAGAAGGUCCCAUCGGCACCUUCCACGGCAAUCGAGUCGAGGAAAUGUCAGCGCAUGCAAGGGGUCAUGUCAGUUGUCAUACAGAAUUUGCUUUAUUAAAGGGUGCCUGUUAUAGUAAUACUUCUGCAAGCUUCCAAUGUUUCAGCACUGAGGUAUGUGGACAUUAUAAUUUGGUAAAUGCUGUGACAAACUGGUAUUGGUAAUUAUGACAAAUGGCCGAGAGGAGGAAGAUUGAAAUUGCCCAAGUUUUGUGCAUUGGUACCAGAACACAUGUUUGAGCUAAUGAUUCCAUCUUAGAUUGUCAUCAGAUUUAUACUUUUUGCACCAGUUUUCAACAAAGGUAGCUAUAUGUCAUGUGAGUUUCUGGAGAAGAUUGUGAAUAGGUAGUAUGAAUGAUCUGCAUAGAAGAUUCCAAGAGUUUCGGUACUUACAUUUCAUUCUUGUCACUAUUAUGUGUGCACUCUUGUAAGUAAGGGUUAGAUAAGGAAAAGGUAUUGCAUGAUUAAUUUAUUUAUGAAUGUUUCAGUUAUGUCGGUGAGUUGUGAGUGCAUGUGUGCUUGUAAAAAGCUUGGAGAUGGUAAUUGGAGAAUGUUUGAUAAAUGUUUUGUUAUAAUGAAGGGAAAGCUGGGAGGUGGGAGGAUUAGAUGAUAGUUGAAUUUACAAAAUUUUCUAUUAUAGAAUUAAAGGUGAUGCUUUACAAAAUAUAUUUGUUUUAGGUCAGCUACUUUUGAAUAUCAGUGGAGGUCUUACAAUGAGGAUGGUACAAGUCUUGAAUAAGGGUAAAGCAUGACAUUUAUGAUGGAAUUAUAGACUGUAUUUUGAAAUUGACUAAUCCAAGUGAAUUGUAAUAUAUUAUUUCAUUUUCAUUUUUAAGUUUUACUCUUGUAACAAUGUAUAUAGUAUUUGCUGUACAUACGGUUAUCAGUUUCUUAAUGUGAAAUAGAUACCAAAUACACAACUUUCAAGAAUUUUUCACUUGAACUCAGAAUAGCUUGAAAUAGUCAACGUUUAAAAUACAGCAGGGGGCUUGUGGAGAUGUGUGGAAGCUUGAUACUAUUCUUCUCCCAUUUGUAAUGGUAACAAUGUUAAAAAGAUUUUAGUAAAUUGUUCGGUAGAAAUUUGCAUUCUGAUAUUGAUUAAAUGUGUCUCGGUUUGGUUUUCGUGUUAAGUCAUUUGUGUAUUUUAUGUUGUGUUUUUUUUUUUUCGUAUUCGGUCUCCGUUGGGUUAUGAAAAUUUUCUCUUUUGGUUCAAGGUCAAAAAAGUCAGAUUGCUGACACAUUUCAUUUUGAAAGAGCUUCCCAGAUGCUCAAGAUCAAGAGUACAGGAAAUAUCUUUGAUGUCACAGUGUUCACAUUAACUCUAGCAAGUACAAAGCUAAUCAUUUUGCAUUGGGAGAGAACAGGUGUUUGUUUCAUAAUUGGUUUUAGUAAAUAUUUCAUUACAUGAACAUUUUCCUUGAUGUUUUUCUUGAUGUAUGUAUAGUUAUGUACACAGUCACUUAUAUUAUUCUGUAUCAAAUAGAUCUUCUUUUACAGUAA
This is a messenger RNA of Macrobrachium nipponense, 3566 nucleotides long. RefSeq names its product CCR4-NOT transcription complex subunit 2-like. The record is from RefSeq and is a predicted model, not a curated record. Lineage: Eukaryota; Metazoa; Arthropoda; Malacostraca; Decapoda; Palaemonidae. The transcript is spliced from 9 exons. Bases 16 to 1356 code for a protein of 446 amino acids. Gene Ontology annotation, cellular component: CCR4-NOT core complex; P-body. Gene Ontology annotation, biological process: regulation of stem cell population maintenance; regulation of DNA-templated transcription; nuclear-transcribed mRNA poly(A) tail shortening.